Messenger RNA from Gallus gallus (chicken), 4394 nucleotides. RefSeq names its product aldehyde dehydrogenase 1 family member A2 (gene ALDH1A2). The coding region runs from base 884 to 2152 and encodes 422 amino acids. The transcript has 13 exons. The record is from RefSeq and is a predicted model, not a curated record. NCBI's taxonomy places the organism in Eukaryota, Metazoa, Chordata, Aves, Galliformes, Phasianidae. Gene Ontology annotation, molecular function: aldehyde dehydrogenase (NAD+) activity.
GAGCCUGAGCUCCCACAGAGCCAUCGUUAAAUCCUCCAGCUUUCUGUCUGCCCUGCUGAAGCCUGAUUCCAUUUACACGUCACCAAGGGCUUGAUGUAGUCACCUAUUUUAAAUACUUGGCUCCUGAUCCAAACUCCACUGAUGCCAAGGACCAUGUGUGACUUCAGUAGGCUUGGCUCAGGCAUUGCUACUUGGACGUUAUCUCCAGAGAACCUGAACAUCCAACUCUUCUCACCCAGUCAGGUACCCCCGUACAGAACUGAGGCUGAACAAACAUAAUUCUGCCAGAUUUAGACAUGCUGCUGCACGGACAGGGAAACCAGAGCAGCCUCAUUCACUCUUUUUUUUUGUUCCUGUCUAUUUCUGCUUUACUGAUCCUCUUGCUGUCGUAUGUUUGUAAGGUUUAAAAUUCUCCAGCACGCUCCAGAUUUUAGACUCUAGAUAUCUUAAGUGAAAUUCCAGCUCGAGUUUAUGAAGGAAACCUCCAUUUAUAACAGGCCAUGUCUAGAGGCUAUAGCAUCAUCCUCCUGCUCUGGGGUACGAGUGAGUUAGAGCAAACAAAACAAUGCAUGCAGCCUGAGAAAAGAGCUCUUCUUUCUCAAUUUUUUUUUUUUAAUUAUUUAUUUUUAGGAAAGCAUUUUUAGGUCUGGUUGGGAGCAGUGAGAGCCAGGGCAAAUGAGAAUGUCAGCAAAGAAGCAGCCAAAGAAGAAAAAUUUUUAUCAAUAAUGAGUGGCAAAAUUCUGAAAGCGGGAGAGUAUUCCCAGUAUACAAUCCAGCAACAGGAGAGCAGAUCUGUGAGAUCCAGGAAGCAGACAAGGUUGACACGGACAAGGCAGUGAGAGCAGCUCGCCUUGCUUUUUCUCUGGGUUCAGUUUGGAGGAGAAUGGAUGCAUCGGAAAGAGGCCAACUUUUGGAUAAACUGGCAGACUUGGUUGAAAGAGACAGGGCAGUUCUUGCUACUAUGGAAUCACUGAACAGUGGCAAACCAUUCCUGCAAGCCUUCUAUGUAGAUCUUCAAGGAGUCAUAAAAACCCUGAGGUAUUACGCUGGUUGGGCAGACAAAAUCCAUGGAAUGACCAUACCUGUAGAUGGAGAUUAUUUUACGUUUACAAGACAUGAACCCAUCGGAGUGUGUGGACAGAUCAUCCCUUGGAACUUCCCCCUGCUGAUGUUUGCAUGGAAGAUUGCUCCAGCUCUGUGCUGCGGCAAUACAGUAGUUAUUAAACCAGCAGAACAAACACCACUCAGCGCUCUCUAUAUGGGAGCCCUCAUCAAGGAGGCUGGCUUUCCACCAGGAGUUGUGAAUAUUUUGCCAGGAUUUGGUCCAAUUGUUGGUGCAGCAAUAGCAUCUCAUGUGGGCAUUGAUAAAAUUGCGUUUACUGGAUCCACUGAGGUUGGGAAGCUGAUCCAAGAAGCAGCUGGAAGGAGUAACUUGAAGAGAGUUACACUGGAGCUGGGUGGGAAAAGCCCAAACAUCAUUUUUGCAGAUGCUGAUUUGGAUUAUGCUGUGGAACAAGCUCACCAGGGGGUCUUCUUCAAUCAAGGUCAAUGCUGCACUGCAGGCUCAAGGAUUUACGUGGAAGAAUCAAUCUAUGAAGAGUUUGUUAGAAGAAGUGUAGAACGUGCAAAGAGGAGAGUAGUAGGGAGUCCUUUUGACCCAACUACAGAACAAGGGCCACAGAUUGAUAAAAAACAAUACAACAAGAUCUUGGAACUGAUUCAGAGCGGCAUUACUGAAGGAGCAAAACUUGAAUGUGGGGGUAAAGGGCUAGGAAGAAAGGGCUUCUUCAUUGAACCUACAGUGUUUUCCAAUGUAACAGAUGACAUGCGGAUUGCCAAGGAGGAGAUUUUUGGGCCUGUUCAAGAAAUACUGAGAUUUAAAACGGUGGAUGAAGUUAUAGAGAGAGCCAACAAUUCUGACUUUGGGCUGGUAGCUGCUGUCUUUACAAAUGACAUAAACAAGGCCCUGACAGUCUCUUCGGCAAUGCAGGCUGGGACAGUCUGGAUAAAUUGCUACAACGCCUUAAAUGCCCAGAGUCCUUUUGGAGGAUUCAAAAUGUCUGGCAAUGGUAGAGAGAUGGGUGAAAGCGGAUUGAGAGAAUAUUCUGAAGUUAAAACAGUGACAAUAAAGAUCCCUCAGAAGAAUUCCUAAAAUGAUGAAAGACCACAUAGUGCAGAAGAGCACAUGAUGCCACCCUCUCUAUUCUUUAUGGAGACCAGCACUCAGGAAUAAAAAGUGUUACACAAUAUGUAUUUAAGAAAAUAAGUUGCAGCAUAUGUACUGGGCACAUAAUUGCGUAACUAAUGCAAACCAACUCUGCAUGUUUUCAUAAAACUCUCUUGAGAAUCAUUACAUCUUUAUAAAACAAAUCUUAACAAGAUGAAGUUGCUGUUGGGCAUCAGUAACAGUUCUAGCUAUAAAACCGCUGAACGCAAAUGCAUGCACACACACAUUUAUCUCUUCUUCAAAUAAAAUAAGUCACUGCUUUCAAGUUGCCUUCUCAAAUAGACCUGCCUUCUUCUAACAUUCUUAUUUCACACAGGGCUUUACAAAGCAGAUUUGCCCGAAAUGCUAGGAUUGAACGGUAAUCAAGUAUCAUGGAUGUUCUUAAGAAAGGAAAGACUGAAUUGUAACCAGACGAAAAAUUCUAGAUAAGCAACUUUCCAAUGAGCACGUUCACGUAAAGAGGUUAAACUGGGGAGGGAACUACAGUGUUAUAUGGACAACAAAACACUCUUACCAGUGAGAUUUAACCCGCAGUGUUUUGGUUUUCAAACCUUAUUUCAACAAUUAUUUUAUGGCUUGCUACAAGCAGAAAUCACGGAAUCAUAGAAUCACAAGGUUGGAAAGGACCUACAAGAACAUCCUGUCCAACCGUCCUCCCAUUACCCUUGCUACCACAAAUCCUCCCUCACCUACAGGGACUCAAAAGGUUUUACCUGCUUGAUAAAAGAAGAUGGCCAGACAGGGUGAGAGGGUGCUGAGAACAGGAACAGCUCCCAAGGCUGCACAGAGCAUUUCAGCUUUCACUGCCUGCCUAGUUGUGUUGUUGUUGUUGUCACUGUUUCAGCUUUUUUUUCCUUCUUUUCUAAACAAGUAUUUGCACACGCAGUCUCCAUUUGUUUGUCUGCUAGUAAAGUGCUUGUGAUUACACUGGGAAUCAUUCAGUACUCAUUGCCACAGGAAGAACCCAGCAAAGAAGUCAGUUUAAUUUUACUAUCUUAUGCAAUCACAGCUUGCCAUCUGCACUCUACUUGUGAGCCUUAGGUGAGCUUACUGGCUGCUAUUGUACUUUUCAAAGACAUCUGGCUUUUGUUCAGCCCAAGAUAAAAUUAUGAACAAGUUCUCUUAAAAGUGAGAUGUUUAAGACCUGCCACGCUAUUUUCUGCUGCCUAUAGAAUCUCUUCCAACUUGCAAUUAACAAACUGAACAUUAUCUCCUUCUUCCUUCCAGCUGAAGAACUCCCCAACUUUUUUUAAUGGUUUUGCUUUAUGUUUUAACUUAGAAUUAAGACAAUGUAUUUUAAAAGUGCAGUGAAUAAUCUGCAGAUACGUUCUGUGGAAUUUAAGGACAAAAUGAUGGCCUCAGGUGUAGGAGUUUCCCUUAGCUGCAGUCUGUACUUCAGCCUGUUGAAAACUCCAGCCCUGAACUCAGCAAGUCAUCACUUCUGCACAUUGCUUUUCUUUGUUCUCUGAACAGUUCCUCUUAGAUUUGAAGUUGUGUGUGUCCUUAAAUAUACUGCUGGACCAGGACAAGAGUAUCCAGCACUUUGUAGUGUUGUAGCCCUCGAUAUUUUGUAUUUCUAACUCAUGUCAAUCUGUGUAUGUGUUUUUAAAGCAAUAUAUAUACAUGAUAUUAUUCAGAAAUGACAGUGCAUCCACAGACAUGAAAAUGAAUCAAAAUAUUCCUGAGUUGUUAAAUGCAAAUGUCAUGUACUUGUACUGUAGCGUAUGUCAGAGUUAAGAGUACAGCAAGUAAGAAAUUAGUUCUCUUUAAACUGCAAUAUAAAAUGUGGCAAAGGAGAUUUUAUUUCCUUUUGCCUGUUUACUUAAAAAAAAAAAAAAAAGAUCUCGUGUGGUAACAGCAUUUACAGUGUACUCUUCUGUAUUCCUUCUGUGUGAUUUGUACGUCUGUGCUUUACUCCCUGUACAUUCAGGUAAAUAACAGAGUUGCCAUGUUUUAUUCCAACCUUGUCACUGCAGCUCCAUUCGAUGUACAUGGAUUUGUGAAUUCCUUUUCUAAAUGUACCAUCUGCAUGGAUCCAACAAAACAUUUUUCCAGUCCCUGCAGCUUUUUGUUACAGUUUUUAAUCAUGUAUAUAGUUAUAUGUUAUUAAAAAAGUAAAAGGAUAUUUUCUAUGAAGUUUUUUCCAUUAAAAAGGUUUAGAGAAAGA